AUGGCGGCGGCCCGGGCGCUGGGCGUGCGAGCGGCCUGGCGGGGCUGGGCCCUGCUGGGGCCCACGCGGGUGUUGGGGCCGGUCCGGGGCCUGGCGGCCGCUCCCUGCCCGGAGCGCGGGGAGCCCCCGCCGCCCCCCCCCGGAGGCCGGGCCCGCUGGGCGCUGGCGGGGGCGGGGGCCGGGGCGCUGCUGCUGCUGCUCUGGGGCCGGGGCCGGGACUCGCCCGCGCUGCUGCCUCGGGUGCGCGCCGCGGUGCCGGUUCCCCCCGCGCCGCCCGGCUCCGCCCGCGCCGCCUUCAACUUCAUCGCCGACGUGGUGGAGAAAACCGCCCCCGCGCUGGUCUACAUCGAGAUCCUGGGCAGGCAUCCCUUCUCAGGCCGGGAGGUGCCCAUCUCCAACGGCUCUGGCUUUGUGGUGUCCCCGGAUGGCCUCAUCGUGACCAAUGCCCAUGUGGUGGCGAAUCGGCGGCGGCUGCGGGUGAAGCUGGCUAGCGGAGAGCUCUACGAUGCCGUGGUCCGUGAGGUCGACCAGGUGGCAGAUAUCGCCACCAUCAAAAUCAACCCCAAGCAACCUCUGCCCACGCUACCCCUGGGUCGCUCCUCAGAGGUGCGUCAAGGUGAGUUUGUUGUGGCUAUGGGCAGCCCUUUUGCUCUGCAGAACACCAUCACCUCCGGCAUCGUCAGCUCUGCCCAGCGCGGCAGCCAGGAGCUGGGCCUGGCCGAUUCCAACAUGGAGUACAUCCAGACCGACGCCGCCAUAGAUUUCGGGAACUCAGGGGGCCCCCUCGUCAACCUGGACGGCGAGGUGAUUGGGGUGAACACAAUGAAGGUGACCUCGGGUAUCUCCUUCGCCAUCCCCUCGGACCGGCUGCGGGAAUUCUUGCAGAAGGGGGAGCAGCGCAAGAGCUCCUGGUUCGGCAGCACGGAGGUGAAGCGCCGCUACAUUGGGGUGAUGAUGCUAACGCUGACCCCCAGUAUCCUGGCCGAGCUGAAGCUGCGAGACUCCAGCUUCCCUGAUGUCUCGUAUGGGGUCCUGAUCCACAAGGUGAUCAUUGGCUCCCCAGCCCACCAGGCAGGCCUGAAGGCGGGUGACGUUGUGCAGGAGAUCAAUGGGCAGACGGUGCGGCGUGCAGAGGACAUCUACGAGGCCGUGCGGACGCAGAACAGCCUGGCCCUGCUCGUGCGCCGCGGCCAUGACAUGCUGCUGGUGAACGUCAGCCCUGAGGUCACGGAGUAGAGAGAGCUGCCCAGCUGGCAGGGGCGCCGUGGACUUGGCUUGAAGCACACGAGCCGAGCCAGAGGCUCGGGGUGUCAGGCAGGAGGCCCCUUGCUGCCACACGGGGUGGUGCAGAGGAGACUUGGCCUUUGCAAGAGCCUGAAAUGCCCCAGCCAGCGGGGCUGGUCCUGGAACUGGCUCAUGGGGGGGGGGUGGCUGCUGUCUGCUUCCCUCAUCCCUAUUAAACCUCUC
Molecule: messenger RNA, 1467 nt
Organism: Emys orbicularis (European pond turtle)
Lineage: Eukaryota; Metazoa; Chordata; Testudines; Emydidae
Gene: HTRA2
Product: HtrA serine peptidase 2
Exons: 8
Coding region: 1-1236 (411 amino acids)
Biological process (GO): programmed cell death; positive regulation of apoptotic process; proteolysis
Cellular component (GO): mitochondrion
Molecular function (GO): serine-type endopeptidase activity; protein binding
Source: RefSeq, a predicted model, not a curated record